GCCGGGACACACCCCUUCGGCGCCUUUCCUGCGAGGGAGGGUACCGGGCGGUCGCCGCCUCCUUCUGCUCCCUCCCUCCUCUCCCUCCGCCUCCAUUUUCUGAGGCCUGGGUGCCUCUUUCCCCCACAGCCGUCGCUCCGCGUCCCCCCUCGGCCUUUCGCCAGGCUCUGGUUUCGAGAGCCGCGCGUCGCCUCUCUUUACUCCCCCCACCCGCGAGGCGCCUGUAACGAACUCCUCAAGAGACCUCCGGCUAAGUUUCUCUCGUGGGCCGUUUGGGGCGCCGCAGAGAUUGCGAGAAUUGAAACAUGCCCAGGAGAAAGUUUGCUGAUGAAGAAGUGGUAAUGGGCCGGUGGCCUGGAAGUGUUCUGUAUUAUGAAGUACAAGUAACCAGCUAUGAUGACCGAGCUCAUCUUUACACAGUAAAAUACAAAGAUGGAACUGAGCUUCAGCUAAAAGAAAGUGAUAUGAGGUCUAUGUCAUCUUUUCGAUUUAGAAAAAGUAGCUCUUCCUCCGGUUCCCCUUCAAGACGCAGUGGUAGCAGAUCUAGAUCAGGCUCUAGAUCUCGUUCACCUGGUCGGCCAGCAAAACACAGACGUCGUUCUUCCUCUCAAAGCAGAGAACCAAAAAAUGAAAAGAAUAUGAUUGGGGAACCGAAUUUGAUUCCUUUGAAACUAAAUGAAAACAAUACCCACCAGUUUAAUGGGGAGCCAGAUAUCACAGAAGUGAAUUACUCAUCUCACAACAUUCUAGAGCGCCAAAGAAUUGAAUCUGAGCGUGCCAGAGAGCGCAUCCUCGAACGCUACAGUUUACAUCCAAGGAAGGAGGAGAAGAGAACAGAAGAAAUGUAUUCAGAAGAGAGAAUUUUAGAGAAACCCAAACCUGUUGUAAAAGUAUGCAUGAAGACAGAGGAACUAGAGUUUGGAGGAAAAAUUGGUGCCUUUUUAAUGAUUUUUCUCCUUCCUGGAACUGUAUUUUACUUGUUGCUGAUGUGUACUCAGAAAGACCCCAGUGUUCUGAAUUUUCCUCCCUCCCUCCCAGCUUUGGAAAGUUUAUGGGAGACAAGAGUAUUUGGUGUCUUUCUUCUUUGGUUCUUUCUCCAAGCUCUGUUUUACUUACUCCCAAUAGGAAAGCUUGUAGAAGGGACCCCACUUUUGAAUGGAAUGAGACUGGAAUACAGGAUAAAUGGAUUCUAUGCUUUUAUCUUAACAGCUGCAACUGUAGGAAUUUCUCUAUAUUUUGAAAUGGAGUUUUCCUAUAUAUAUGACCAUUUCCUACAAUUUGCUGUCUGUGCUACAGUUUUUUCUGUGGUGUUAAGCAUUUAUCUCUAUGCCCGUUCAUUAAGAGCAUCCGAACAAGAAUUGUCACCUGGGGGGAAUUCUGGGAAUAUAUUUUAUGACUUUUUUAUGGGACGUGAAUUAAAUCCUCGCAUCAGAAAUUUUGACCUGAAAUACUUCUGUGAGUUACGACCAGGGCUAAUUGGCUGGGUUGUUAUUAAUUUGGCAAUGCUGUUGACUGAGAUGAAAGUGCAACAUCUGAAUAUGCCAUCUUUGUCCAUGAUUCUGGUUAAUAGUUUCCAGCUCCUUUAUGUGGUGGAUGCACUUUGGAAUGAGGAAGCUAUUCUGACAACAAUGGACAUCAUCCAUGAUGGUUUUGGGUUCAUGCUAGCGUUUGGAGACUUGGUGUGGGUUCCUUUUCUCUACAGCUUGCAAGCCUUCUAUUUAGUGAAACAUCCAAAUGAACUUUCUUGGUUAUCAGCUUCUGCAAUUGUAGCCUUGAAUAUUCUUGGCUAUUGCAUUUUUCGUGGUGCCAAUUCACAGAAAAACAUAUUUCGAAGAAAUCCGAAAGAUCCAAAAGUUGCUUACUUGAAAGUUAUUCCCACUGCAACUGGAAAAAACCUCCUGGUCUCUGGCUGGUGGGGCUUGGUGCGCCAUCCAAACUACCUUGGAGAUAUCAUCAUGGCUCUAGCUUGGUCCUUACCAUGUGGGAUCAACCACAUCUUACCAUAUUUCUAUGUCAUAUACUUUACCGGUUUGCUUAUUCAUCGAGAAGCCCGUGAUGAACGUCAGUGUAAGAAAAAAUAUGGCUUAGCAUGGGAAAAAUACUGUCAACGUGUACCAUAUCGUAUAUUUCCAUAUAUCUACUGAGUGUCUUCAAACUGGUGGAUAAUGCACAGCUUCUGCAGUCAAAUCUUCAUUGCAAUAAACCACAUACCUCAUACCAUUGCACUUGGCAUACAUUAGUUCUGCAAAAUUUUCUUAAAAAUUGUGAUCAAAUAGUAAAGCUGCAGAUACCUUUACCAAAAGUCUUUUCUAUAUAUUUUUAGCCAUCUCCCUAUUUCAAAUUACACACUUCAGUUAAGCAAUAAAUUAGUUGUAUAGCACAUGAAAAGCCUGUCAAGCAAUGUAUAUGCUUUGUGAAGCAGUCUGGAUAAUGUUAAUUAUCUGUUCUGGACAUAGGAAAGACCAUUUUAGGGUUUAGUGCUGAAGAUUUGCUUGUUUUGUGUAACUUUUGUAUUUUUCAUUCUUUGGGCUAACUUCAGAGCUGUUGGCCAAAAUGCACCAGAAAAUAGUAAACAUUACAAAGUCCAAUGAAGAGUGACUUCCGAUGCUACAGCUUUCUAAUCAUAGUAGUUCUCACUCAGGUCUGUAUCUUAUAACUGGUUCUCUCAGGCUGAAUCCCUAGUGGCAGUUGCAGAAGCAGGAGUUGCUUCUAGGGGAGCAAAUGCACAGGAGUUGCUUCUCUACCCCUUCCCUCUGGAGAACAGAAUCCCAUUUUAAGUCUGAGUGAUGGUUGUCAUGCCUCUUGUAAUAGUAUUCCUUAUACUAUGUGCUCUAAAAAGUACGUUGAUUUAAGAGAAUAUUUUAAAAUCCCUUACAGCUCAUUCUUUGAGAGUCUCAGACCUCAAGAAGUGCAAGUGACAAACAAUGAUACAGGGUGUGGCAUGUUGUACAGACUAUGAAAAAAUAGGCAGUUUUUUCAGCUAUUAUAAACCAUUGCUUUGUACUAUAGCUUUUCUUUAUAUUGUAACAUUGAAAGAUUUUGUUGUACAGUGUUUUGAGUAUAAGAUGCAAUUCUUUUUUUUUUACUAAAACCAUUUCCAGUAUUUUUGAAAAGUUUUAUAAAGUAAUGUAUUGCUAUGAAAUUGAGUUGAACAAUUGAAGUGCUCAUUUAAAUAUUGCAAUGACAAAUGUGUUAUGGAAGUAUAUGAAAUUUAUUCAAAGUUUUGUGAAUUGGCAGUGCUACCUCAAAUGUAGGGUAUUUUGCCUUUUUAUACUGUUGAAAGUAGGAAAAAUGCUAAUUUUUCAAUUUGCUAUUUAAAGCAGCUUUUUAACAUGAUUAAAGUUAACCACUUUAAUUGAACUUUUUAACAAAUGUAUUUUUGUAUAUUUGAGUUUUCAUAGCAACUCAUGCUAUGUGGUUUUAUGCUGUUUGUAGCAGAACAUCUAUAAAUUUUUAUUGAAUAGUUUUUUACUGAAUUGGCUAUAAGGUGGAAUUAUUUACCUAAAUGGAAGGAAUAAUUGCCAUUUUAAUAUAUUAAAUUAGAAAGCAGGUCUGUUGAAAUUUUUACAGCUGAUUAAAAUUAUCCAUUUAAUAAUAGCAAAGUACCCAUUUUUAAUUUGACUAUAUUUUGCAUUUAUGAAUUUGUAGCAUAGUUCUUGAUAACAAUUGUUUUCAGUUUAAUAUAGUUAAAAUGCAUGAUUGUGGAUCACUGUAGGGCUUACUUAACAAAUGCCCAUAUCCCCGUCUAACCAGUCCCCUUUGGAACAUGAAUAGCCUUGAGUGAUGGGGAUAACAGCACUCUUACGCCCUAUGGGGAUCCAUAUUGUACUCUGUAUAUUUUUAUGAGCCAUUUUAGUUACUGCUGUACAAGAUUGUAAAAUGAAUGUGUGUUAUGUGGCAGAAAUGAUCAUGACAACUUUCUUUAGCUUGCAUAACUUCUGUUUAGAGCAGAAAAAAUCCUUAUAAACAUUGAGUGCUUCAAAUUGUGAUUUGUUAUGCAAAGAAAAUUGUAGAAAUACCACUAUUUUCGUAUAAUUCUAAAAUAUCUUCUAAAGGAAAAUGAGUAAUCUUUUUAUAUGAGCAUGUUCUCCCAGGAGUGUGGUUCCUGACUAAUAUAAACUGCAACUUUUCAUGUUUGUUACACCUUUUUACAUCUAAAAUGUACUCUGUAGAUUGAACUUCAUAAAAAGGACCUUGCAUAAUUAAAAUUUAAUCUAGAAAUGA
Molecule: messenger RNA, 4224 nt
Organism: Zootoca vivipara (common lizard)
Lineage: Eukaryota; Metazoa; Chordata; Lepidosauria; Squamata; Lacertidae
Gene: LBR
Product: lamin B receptor
Biological process (GO): cholesterol biosynthetic process
Cellular component (GO): nuclear inner membrane
Molecular function (GO): Delta14-sterol reductase activity
Source: RefSeq, a predicted model, not a curated record